This is a messenger RNA of Closterium sp. Yama58-4, 1611 nucleotides long. Lineage: Eukaryota; Viridiplantae; Streptophyta; Zygnematophyceae; Desmidiales; Closteriaceae. The record is from the annotation of a GenBank genome assembly.
AUGGCGCGCUGGAUCGCCAAUGCAGGUCCGGCUGGUGUGCCGCUGACCCUUGCGACGAUCCGCGAGCAUGUCGCGAACAUGGCUCGCGGCAUGUCGCUGCCGCCGACCUUCCUCUGCUCCAUUGGAUGGGUCCGCCGUGCCUUGCGCCGCCAGGGUGUAAGGUGCAUUGUGGCGUGUGGCGAGGCGGCCGACCAGGACCUCGCCGCAGUCCGUACGACUCAGGAGAAACUACCAGAGCUCCUCAUGCAUCUCUCUGUCAGACCGCGCGACACCUACAACUUCGACGAAACCGCCAUCUACAUUUCGGUGCUGCCUCGCAAGACGUACGGCGCCAGCCGGGUGGCGGGGAGGAAGGAGGUCAAAGACCGCCUCAUCGUCGGCUUCCUCGUCAAUGCCGACGGCACCCUCUCCUUCCGCCCAUUGGUGAUCUCCAAGGCGAAGCGUCCCCACGACUUCCGCCUUGAAUUCGACCCAGAGGAGUUUUGCUACUGGCGCAACACCGCCAAGGGGUGGAUGACCUCACCGCUUUUCACGCUCUUCAUCGAGCAGCUGAACGCCACCAUGUAUGCCGAGGAUCGGCAUAUCGUCAUUCUGCUCGACAACGCGAGCAGCCAUGUCCUCACCUCCCGCGGUGCGACAUCCGAUGAUCUAUUUGGCUUCCGCACGCGCUCGCUCUCGAACGUCCACCUGGUGUAUCUCCCACCCAACACCACCUGCUUCACCCAGCCUCUCGAGCAGGGGCUCAUCGCGAUGGCGAAGGCGCGGUACCGGCAGCAUUGGCUCCGCGCCUUCACUGCUCGCUGGAAUGCCGAUGGCGAAACCACCCGCUUGGCGCGCUUCAAGCCCAAUCUCCGCGACGUCGUGGCCUGGCUCAACGACGCGUGGAUGAAUAUCGAGCACCACACCAUUCAGAGGUGCUGGUGGCGCACCGGCAUCCUCCCGCGUGCAUGGGCAAUGGACCUUGCGCAUGUGGGCGACGACGCUGCCGGAGCGGGCACGGCCGCGGACAUCGGGCUUGACGAGGAGAUCGGGGACGUAGGCAUCCUCAUCGAUCGCCUCGGCCUCGGCACGAGCGCCAUGCCGGCCGCGGAACUGGUUGCCAUCGACGACAACCAGCCGACAUGCGCGGAGCCGGGAGAGGAUCCGCUCGCGACCGAGCCAACGAGCGGGACCUCGGCGAAGACGUGGGAGGCCCCCGCCACCAUGCAAGCUGUCUAUGACGACAGCAACCCCGAGUCCCGCGAGGCACGGCGCUACGCUCGAGCGGCCUCCGAGAUGCUUAUUGGCUACGCGAAGGCGACAUGCAUCACCCCGCGCGACCUGUGCGCGCUCUUUGACAUCCGCAACCCCAUCAUCAGGGCGCGGAUGGAGCGCGAGAGCCCGCCGAUUAACCUCAACAUGAGCCCCCCGCCAUCCGCGGCUGAGUGCGCGAGGCCCCCGGCCGAGACACCUCGUCGCCGGGGCCGCGUCCUGCCCGCGUGGAUGACGGAGCCCACCCCAUCGUGGGUGACUCUUGCCCAGCAGGCGGCGCGCCGCCAGGAGCUGAUUGACGGUGGUGCGCCGGCCGUCAUGGGAGGUUACACGGCAGCAGCCGAAUGGAUGCGCCUGUGA